Rhinopithecus roxellana (golden snub-nosed monkey) is the source of this 10606-nucleotide messenger RNA. RefSeq names its product kinesin family member 1B (gene KIF1B). Gene Ontology annotation, biological process: microtubule-based movement. Lineage: Eukaryota; Metazoa; Chordata; Mammalia; Primates; Cercopithecidae. The record is from RefSeq and is a predicted model, not a curated record. The coding region runs from base 409 to 5592 and encodes 1727 amino acids. The transcript is spliced from 47 exons. Gene Ontology annotation, molecular function: microtubule motor activity; microtubule binding; ATP binding.
AGGCGGAGUUUCGCUAGGACCUACGCGGGGCAGUCUGACCGCAGCGGUCCUGGGAGGCGCCCGCGCACGUUGGAGCGGCUCCCCGUCCUCCGCAGCCGUCACCGCUGGCCGUCGCCGCGCCCUGGCCUCCCGCGCUCGCGCACUCCUGCCCGCCGCCCACCUCCCACCUCGAUGCGGUGCCAGGCUGCUGCGUGAUGGGGCUGCGGAGAGGCGCCCUGCGGCUCGCGGCGGCAGCUGCUCGCGCUGAGGUGCGUCGGUGCCCGGCUCCUCGCGCCGCCGCGCGCCGCGGCUCCUGUUGAUCCGGUCCGCCCUUCGGUCUGCAGCGCGGCUGAGGAAACUUGGCUAUAACUUCAAAAGAAGAUUUGGUUCUUUAUUUCUGGACUGCAUAUAUAUAACAAGGCCAUUAAAAUGUCGGGAGCCUCAGUGAAGGUGGCUGUCCGGGUAAGGCCCUUCAAUUCUCGAGAGACCAGCAAGGAAUCCAAAUGCAUCAUUCAGAUGCAAGGCAACUCGACCAGUAUUAUUAACCCAAAGAAUCCAAAGGAAGCUCCAAAGUCCUUCAGCUUCGAUUAUUCCUACUGGUCUCAUACCUCGCCCGAAGAUCCCUGUUUUGCAUCUCAAAACCGUGUGUACAAUGACAUUGGCAAGGAAAUGCUCUUACAUGCCUUUGAGGGAUAUAAUGUCUGUAUUUUUGCCUAUGGGCAGACUGGUGCUGGAAAAUCUUAUACAAUGAUGGGUAAACAAGAAGAAAGCCAGGCUGGCAUCAUUCCACAGUUAUGUGAAGAACUCUUUGAGAAAAUCAAUGACAACUGUAAUGAAGAAAUGUCUUACUCUGUAGAGGUGAGCUACAUGGAAAUUUACUGUGAGAGAGUACGAGAUUUGCUGAAUCCAAAAAACAAGGGUAAUUUGCGUGUGCGUGAACACCCACUUCUUGGACCCUACGUGGAGGAUCUGUCCAAGUUGGCAGUUACUUCCUACACAGACAUUGCUGACCUCAUGGAUGCUGGGAACAAAGCCAGGACAGUGGCAGCUACGAACAUGAAUGAAACAAGUAGCCGUUCCCACGCUGUGUUUACGAUUGUUUUCACCCAGAAGAAACACGAUAAUGAGACCAACCUUUCCACUGAGAAGGUCAGUAAAAUCAGCUUGGUGGAUCUAGCAGGAAGUGAACGAGCCGAUUCAACUGGUGCCAAAGGGACUCGAUUAAAGGAAGGAGCAAAUAUUAAUAAGUCUCUUACAACUCUGGGCAAAGUCAUUUCAGCCUUGGCUGAGGUGAGUAAAAAGAAGAAGAAAACGGAUUUUAUUCCCUACAGGGAUUCUGUACUUACUUGGCUCCUUCGAGAAAAUUUAGGUGGCAAUUCUCGGACUGCAAUGGUUGCUGCUCUGAGCCCCGCGGAUAUCAACUAUGAUGAGACUUUGAGCACUCUGAGAUAUGCAGAUCGUGCAAAACAAAUUAAAUGCAAUGCUGUUAUCAAUGAGGACCCCAAUGCCAAACUGGUUCGUGAAUUAAAGGAGGAGGUGACACGGCUGAAGGACCUUCUUCGUGCUCAGGGCCUGGGAGAUAUUAUUGAUAUUGAUCCAUUGAUCGAUGAUUACUCUGGAAGUGGAAGCAAAUAUCUGAAAGAUUUUCAGAACAAUAAGCAUAGGUACUUGCUAGCCUCUGAGAAUCAACGCCCUGGCCAUUUUUCCACAGCAUCCAUGGGGUCCCUCACUUCAUCCCCAUCUUCCUGCUCACUCAAUAGUCAGGUGGGCUUGACGUCUGUGACCAGUAUUCAAGAGAGGAUCAUGUCUACACCUGGAGGAGAGGAAGCUAUUGAACGUCUAAAGGAAUCAGAGAAGAUCAUUGCUGAGUUGAAUGAAACUUGGGAAGAGAAGCUUCGUAAAACAGAGGCCAUCAGAAUGGAGAGAGAGGCUUUGUUGGCUGAGAUGGGAGUUGCCAUUCGAGAAGAUGGAGGAACUCUAGGGGUUUUCUCACCUAAAAAGACCCCACAUCUUGUUAACCUCAAUGAAGACCCACUAAUGUCUGAGUGCCUACUUUAUUACAUCAAAGAUGGAAUUACAAGGGUUGGCCAAGCAGAUGCUGAGCGGCGCCAGGACAUAGUGCUGAGCGGGGCUCACAUUAAAGAAGAGCAUUGUAUCUUCCGGAGUGAGAGAAACAACAGCGGGGAAGUUAUCGUGACCUUAGAGCCCUGUGAGCGCUCAGAAACCUACGUAAAUGGCAAGAGGGUGUCCCAGCCUGUUCAGCUGCGCUCAGGAAACCGUAUCAUCAUGGGUAAAAACCAUGUUUUCCGCUUUAACCACCCGGAACAAGCACGAGCCGAGCGAGAGAAGACUCCUUCUGCUGAGACCCCAUCUGAGCCUGUGGACUGGACAUUUGCCCAGAGAGAGCUUCUGGAAAAACAAGGAAUUGAUAUGAAACAAGAGAUGGAGAAAAGGCUACAGGAAAUGGAGAUCUUAUACAAAAAGGAGAAGGAAGAAGCAGAUCUUCUUUUGGAGCAGCAGAGACUGGACUAUGAGAGUAAAUUGCAGGCCUUGCAGAAGCAGGUUGAAACCCGAUCCCUGGCUGCAGAAACAACUGAAGAGGAGGAAGAGGAGGAAGAAGUGCCUUGGACACAGCAUGAAUUUGAGUUGGCCCAGUGGGCCUUCCGGAAAUGGAAGUCUCAUCAAUUUACUUCAUUACGGGACUUACUCUGGGGCAAUGCCGUGUACCUAAAGGAGGCCAAUGCCAUCAGUGUGGAAUUGAAAAAGAAGGUGCAGUUUCAGUUUGUUCUGCUGACUGACACACUGUACUCCCCUCUGCCUCCUGAAUUACUUCCCACUGAGAUGGAAAAAACUCACGAGGACAGGCCUUUCCCUCGCACAGUGGUAGCAGUAGAAGUCCAGGAUUUGAAGAAUGGAGCAACACACUAUUGGUCUUUGGAGAAACUCAAGCAGAGGCUGGAUUUGAUGCGAGAGAUGUAUGAUAGGGCAGGGGAGAUGGCCUCCAGUGCCCAAGACGAAAGCGAGACCACUGUGACUGGCAGCGAUCCCUUCUAUGAUCGGUUCCACUGGUUUAAACUUGUGGGGAGGGCAUUUGUUUACCUGAGCAAUCUGCUGUAUCCUGUGCCCCUGAUCCACAGGGUGGCCAUCGUCAGUGAGAAAGGUGAAGUGCGGGGAUUUCUGCGUGUGGCUGUACAGGCCAUCGCAGCGGAUGAAGAAGCUCCUGAUUAUGGCUCUGGAAUUCGACAGUCAGGAACAGCUAAAAUAUCUUUUGAUAAUGAAUACUUUAAUCAGAGUGACUUUUCGUCUGUUGCAAUGACUCGUUCUGGUCUGUCCUUGGAGGAGUUGAGGAUUGUGGAAGGACAGGGUCAGAGUUCUGAGGUCAUUACUCCUCCAGAAGAAAUCAAUCGAAUGAAUGACUUGGAUUUGAAGUCAAGCACUUUGCUGGAUGGUAAGAUGGUAAUGGAAGGGUUUUCUGAAGAGAUUGGCAACCACCUGAAACUGGGCAGUGCCUUCACUUUCCGAGUAACAGUGUUGCAGGCCAGUGGAAUCCUCCCAGAGUAUGCAGAUAUCUUCUGUCAGUUCAACUUUUUGCAUCGCCAUGAUGAAGCAUUCUCCACGGAGCCCCUCAAAAACAAUGGCAGAGGAAGUCCCCUGGGCUUUUAUCAUGUGCAGAAUAUUGCAGUGGAGAUCACUGAAUCGUUUGUGGAUUACAUCAAAACCAAGCCUAUUGUAUUUGAAGUCUUUGGGCAUUAUCAGCAGCACCCGCUUCAUCUGCAAGGACAGGAGCUUAACAGUCCGCCUCAGCCAUGCCGCCGAUUCUUCCCUCCACCCAUGCCUCUGUCCAAGCCAGUUCCAGCCACCAAGUUAAACACGAUGAGCAAAACCAGCCUUGGCCAGAGCAUGAGCAAGUAUGACCUCCUGGUUUGGUUUGAGAUCAGUGAACUGGAGCCUACAGGAGAGUAUAUCCCAGCUGUGGUUGACCAUACAGCAGGCUUGCCUUGCCAGGGGACAUUUUUGCUUCAUCAGGGCAUCCAGCGAAGGAUCACAGUGACCAUUAUCCAUGAGAAGGGGAGCGAGCUCCAUUGGAAGGAUGUUCGUGAACUGGUGGUCGGUCGUAUUCGGAAUAAACCUGAGGUGGAUGAAGCUGCAGUUGAUGCCAUCCUCUCCCUAAAUAUUAUUUCUGCCAAGUACCUGAAGUCUUCCCACAACUCUAGCAGGACCUUCUACCGCUUUGAGGCUGUGUGGGAUAGCUCUCUACAUAACUCCCUUCUUCUGAACCGAGUGACACCUUAUGGAGAAAAGAUCUACAUGACCUUGUCGGCCUACCUAGAGCUGGAUCAUUGCAUCCAGCCGGCUGUCAUCACCAAGGAUGUGUGCAUGGUCUUCUAUUCCCGAGAUGCCAAGAUCUCACCACCACGCUCUCUGCGUAGCCUCUUUGGCAGUGGCUACUCGAAGUCACCAGAUUCGAAUCGAGUCACUGGCAUUUACGAACUCAGCUUAUGCAAAAUGUCAGACACAGGUAGUCCAGGCAUGCAGAGAAGGAGAAGAAAAAUCUUAGAUACCUCAGUGGCAUAUGUGCGGGGAGAAGAGAACUUAGCAGGCUGGCGGCCCCGUGGAGACAGUCUCAUCCUUGAGCACCAGUGGGAGCUGGAGAAGCUGGAGCUCCUACAUGAGGUGGAAAAAACCCGCCACUUUUUGCUGCUGCGUGAGAGACUUGGUGACAGCAUCCCCAAAUCCAUGAGUGACUCAUUAUCCCCCAGCCUUAGCAGUGGGACCCUCAGCACCUCCACCAGUAUCUCCUCUCAGAUCUCAACCACCACCUUUGAAAGCGCCAUCACACCCAGCGAGAGCAGUGGCUAUGAUUCAGCAGACAUCGAAAGCCUGGUGGACCGAGAGAAAGAGCUGGCUACCAAGUGCCUGCAACUUCUCACCCACACUUUCAACAGAGAAUUCAGCCAGGUGCACGGCAGCAUCAGUGACUGUAAGUUGUCUGAUAUCUCUCCAAUUGGACGGGAUCCCUCUGAGUCCAGUUUCAGCAGUGCCACCCUCACUCCCUCUUCCACCUGCCCCUCUCUGGUAGACUCUAGGAGCAACUCUUUGGAUCAGAAGACCCCAGAAGCCAAUUCCCGGGCCUCUAGUCCCUGCACAGAAUUUGAACAGUUUCAGAUUGUCCCAGCUGUGGAAACGCCCUAUUUGGCCCGAGCAGGAAAAAACGAAUUUCUCAAUCUUGUUCCAGAUAUUGAAGAAAUGAGACCAGGCUCAGUGGUCUCUAAGAAAGGAUACCUUCAUUUCAAGGAGCCACUUUACAGUAACUGGGCUAAACAUUUUGUUGUCGUCCGUCGGCCUUAUGUCUUCAUCUAUAACAGUGACAAAGACCCUGUGGAGCGUGGAAUCAUUAACCUGUCCACAGCACAGGUGGAGUACAGUGAGGACCAGCAGGCCAUGGUGAAGACACCAAACACCUUUGCUGUCUGCACAAAGCACCGUGGGGUCCUUUUGCAGGCCCUGAAUGACAAAGACAUGAACGACUGGUUGUAUGCCUUCAACCCACUUCUCGCUGGCACAAUACGGUCAAAGCUUUCCCGCAGAUGCCCGAGCCAGCCGAAAUACUAAGUGACUCUGCCGAGUGCCCUCACUCGCCUUCGAGAGAUAAAACGUUACCUCUCAUUUCUCUUUGUGAUUCUUGACGGUGACUCUUGUAUGUAAUCCUGUGGCUUAACUACUUCUCCCUCCUUGUCCAGCACUUUUCCAGCUCUCCCGUCCCCAUCUCCAUUGCUCUGUACUCUUUUCUUUUUUCCUGUGCUGAGAAUCUUGUUAGUAGCAUGUGGCCUAACAAAAGGAAAAAAUGUUUUUAAAUACACACAAACACACACACACAAACACAAAAGCUCUGAGGGGAUCUGGUGAAUCUCCAAAUAAUUGUGGGUGUACUUUGGCUUCCUUUUGUAUGAUAGGUCCCCAUCAUGACCACCUCUGAUGUCUGUGCUGCUGUCACCAGACACCUUUGUCUGUUUUUGAAGACAACAUGAUACUUUUUUCUUCUUUUCUCUGUUUGUGAUAUCACUUUAAUUUUUCUUGGGUGGCUUAGAGACUAAGGGAGGAGACAUCUGGCCUUUUUAGAACCUGAGAGGAAAAAAACAAUCGUUUUUUCCCCUUCUGUCUCUUUUUGCCAAGGCUAAUCCCUGCAUUUCCAUUCGGGGAAAAGGUGGUGGUGAGCAUAGAACUGGAACAGUUAUAUUCUGAGUCAAAGUUGGGGCUUUUUAGAGCAUAAUUAUGGAAUUUUUAUUUACUGGUAGAGAGAAGAGAGGCUUUUUCAGUGGGCCUGGGACAGUGGCUGCUCUUGACCUCGUGUGAAGGGAAAUGCCAAGAAUGCUUCAGGUGGACUUCAGGGGACCCCAGGGUUUGGCUGUGGGCCAUGACGGCAGCAGGCAGCGGGAGGCUUGUAGCUCCUCACAGCAGAAUUCCUGCCCACUGUUUUUUCUCUGCUGGGAGGGAAGCUCUUUUCUAGGAGUGUCUCAGUUCUGAUUUUGGCAUUAAUGAUGGUGGUGGCACAGUUGGAAUUAGUGCCAUGUCAUACAUAAAUGUUCCACAAGGCGGGAGUGUUUCACUUUCUGGUGAUAAACUUGAUGGUCACUGUUAUGAUUAAGAUAAUGCUGGGUAGGCCGGGCACAGUGGCUCACGCCUGUAAUCCAAGCACUUUCGGAGGCCGAGGCGGGCAGAUCACGAGGUCAGGAAUUCAAGACCAGCCUGGCCAAUAUGGUGAAACCCCGUCUCUACUAAAAAUACAAAAUUAGUCGGCAUGGUGGCACACUCCUGUAAUUCCAGCUACUUGGGAGCCUGAGGCAGGAGAAUUGCUUGAACCCAGGAGGCGGAGGUUGCAGUGAACCAAGAUUGCGCCACUGCACUCCAGCCUGAGUGACAGAACAAGACUCCAUCUCAAAAAAAAAAAAAAAAAAGAUAAUGCUGAAUAGUGACCUUGUGAUUGUUACAGCUCCCUUUGAUCAAAGAAAUGUAGCUUUCAGGCAUACACUUGGAAGUCGCCCUCUGAAUCCAGCAGUCAUUUUCACUGAUGCUUGUCAAGUGGAAGAUGCUUUCAGUGAUGCUCUCUAUACUCAUAAAUAAGCAAAUGUGGCAGGCUUUGCUUUCUGGAUCCCAGGAUUAAAACUAACUGUGACCACUACUCCAAACAAAACACAAUAUGCCUAGGGGCACAGAAGGGCGUCCGGGGAGCCUGGGCCGCAGGGUUUGUUGCGUAUUCCCUGCUCGUCUCCAUCUGGUGUGGAAACACUGCCCAGGGAGAACGGAGGGUGCUCACUGUGGACAGAGUCUUCUUUCCUUCUGACAGACCAGGUCAUCUGGCUUCUGAGACCAUCAGAGAAGAUAAGUCUGUCUCUUUCAGCUGCCAGUAAGUUUUCCAGGAUGAGAGGGGACAAGGAAAGCCUCCAGAGACUUCAGUUGCUUUGCCAGUUGUCUUGGGAUUGUUUUACACCAUCCUUUACUUCCCUUGCUCAGACCUCUCUGUUUCACCAUCGCUCAGGCAUUCAGGAAGGUAUCUGCUCGCUCCUACUUGGUGAGGUCCUCGGCCUUGAGGUUGCUGACUCUCAGGCGAUAGGUAGCUGGAUGACUUCUCGCUUCAUGCAGCAGAGGCCAGGGCCUCGCACGCCUCUGCAGAGUUGUUGCUAGGGAGACUUGUGUCGUCGUCCACACCUUUAUUUCUCACUUCCUGGUUGGGCUCAUCUCUGAAGAACAGGUCUCCCAGCUUCGCUCCUUAUCACUGCAUUGUGAAGAGGAGGAAAAGUGACUCACGGAGAGAGAAAGGAGAGGAUAGAAUCACAGGCUGUGUCUGUACCUGAAAAGUGACCAGCGGAAACUCUAUGGUGGAUUUUUUUUUUUAAUUUUCUUUCUCCCAUUAAAACAUGGGUCACUAACUCUGAUGUUACUUGUUUUCUAAGUGGUAUGUGAGAUUUUUUAAUGUAGUUAGAAGUUUCAUUGUCUGAUGGACACCAUAUGCCCUUCUAGUUCUAUUCAAACCAGCAGGAUCUGUCGGUGCUUAGAGAUGGCUGCCUGGACUGGAAUCAAAUCUAAUUUCAGGGACAUGAAGAUGGAAUUUGAAGGUCACUUUUAAAAUUAAGUCAUUGAUGCUGCUGUUACAAAGUGUGACAGAGGAUCCAUGUCUGUGACACAGGACAGUGAGAAGCCUGAGAGUUUGAAAUGUGAUAGAUACACUGAAAUGACUUUGGUUUUUCUUCUAACUCAUACAAAACUGGUUUGGUAAGUCUUUGCUUUGGAAGUAUCGGACAUUAGAAUAGGCCAAACUGGACUGUCUCUUCAUAGCGUGCCCGGAUAAGAAAGCCUCUUAGGGAGCCAGAAGGAGCAGAGUGGUCGUGUUCUGCAUGCUCUCCACCCUCUGGGGAGCCCCUGCUGCGGCUGGCAGGUACAGACAGCCUCUGCUGGCCCCCAGCACGUCCAGGGUGGGUGCUCCUUUGCCCGACAGACCCAUCCCCACUCUGAAGCUCUCAGAGAAGGUUUGUGGCAGGAACUGUUUAUGAGGCUCUAGUUGUUGCUGUUGUGGCGGGAAAGUUAAGAAACCCAGCCCUUAAGGAAACCACCUUUAUUUAUUUAUUUAUUUUCUUAAAGCACGCCUUUAAAUAAGCAAAAAAUGUAAAAGGCAGGAAAGAGAAUUCUUAGGCAAAUUCAAAGAAAUGAGUGUUAGUUAAAACUAAUCACCUCCUCCUCUCUCUCUCAUCCUCCUUUCUCCCGUCAAAGCAAAAUAUGGCCUCACUACCAGCCCCAAAUCAGUGCUCAGACCCUCUCUGUGUCUGUGUCCCCUCCUGGGAGUCAGUCAGCGCUCAGGCCAGGACUGUGCAGGGUCGGCCAGCCCAUGCGCUAGUCAGGAGCACAGGCAAGGGCUGCCUGUGGCAGUGGCCGGGCACCUGAGCCCCAGCUCGUUGUUAAACGUGCUGACCGCAAGGGGCAAUGGAGUGAGUUUCCCAACUAAGAAACCACUAUUAUUUGAUAUGUUUUUUUUCCCUUCAGUCAUAUAGACUUCAGAUAACUGCUCCUAUUUUUUAUGGAUUUUUCAGCUCAUUUCAGAUGAAGGAACUAAGUCAUUGUGAACUGUCUCUUGGGAUCUAAAAACAAGAUGACUUUGCCUGGCACAUAUUCCAAAGCAAAGACUUUGUUGCCUGCUGCUUAUUAUCUAAUUUACAGGGAUAUUUAAUUUUGUCAGGUCUAUGUAUAUUUAUCCAGCUAUACUUACUUGCAUAGUGGAUUGGAGAGAAGAGAUCCUCCAGUGUGCACACUCAUCGCUACUCUUUCCGCAUUUCCCUCAUGCUGUGUCCUGCUCGGGUUCCAAGGGACAGUAUCAGGGCUUGUUUCACUUGGGUCUUUCAGUUUUUCUUUUGGUUCCCUUUUAAAAUGUGAUUGUUAACCUGCCCCUUAAAAAGAAAAAAUUCAGCUGGGUGUGGUGGCUCACGCCUGUAAUCCCAGCACUUUGGGAGGCCAAGGCAGGUGGAUCUCCUGAGGUCAGGAGUUCGAGACCAGCCUGGCCAACAUGGUGAAACCCCGUCUCUACUAAAAAUACAAAAAGUAGCCGGGGGUGGUGGCGGGUGCCUGUAAACCUAGCUACUCGGGAGGCUGAGGCAGGAGAAUCGCUUGAACCCGGGAGGUGGAGGCUGCAGUGAGUUGAGAUUGCGUCAUUGCACUCCAGCCCAGGUGACAAAGCAGGACUCUGUCUCAAAAGAAAAGAUUGAUUUUGCUGCUGCUCCCAGGUUUGCUGGAUGUGUUUACAUAGGACUCUAACUUGUGUGCACUACAGUUGUUCACCAGGGCCAGUGAUUCACCUGGUGUGUGGCCAGACCAUGACUGUGUAGCAGGAAUGUUUUAAUUUGUGCUUCUUUAGUAAAUGGAAAUAUCAGCUGAGAGAUUAUUUGCUGCUAUUGUUCAAAAGGCCAUUUAUGAAGUUAGUAUUUGAGCCCCAUAGGAUCUUUAAAAAGCCUCCAAUCAUUUAAAGGAAGAAAUCAGAGUUGCUAUAAAAUUCAUGUAAAAAGCUCACAGCCAAACGGCUGUGCUCGGAUGGAAAGUCUGAGCUGAGGUUGGUCUCUUGCCAAAUCCUGGCUGUUGUGUGUUGUUCUUCAUGUCUUCGAGUUCUUUUUUUUUUCAUUCUGCGUAUUCUGGCAUCAGUUCACCUGAGGAGUCCACCAGCCUUCUUGUAUUUAAGGCAUCGUCUUAGACUUUGUGGCUCUAAAGUACUUGUCUGUUGAGAUUGCAAGUCUCUUGUCACCAUCCUCACACAUGACAACAAAACCCAUAAUGCAUAAGUGGCCUUUUUGAACCAAGACUUUGCAAACUGAUCUCUCCCCAGUGAAGGAGUUGAGCACAUUAGCAACAAUGUACAUUAUUAAUUUUGGAUUUUCAUUUUCAUGUUUUAUUUUGUAAAUAUUACCUGAUGUUUGGAGCUUGAGUAUACAGACUGUAAAUAUAGUUCUUGUAUUUGUACUAAUUCUGAUUCUUUUGCUGUAUAGCCUUAGAUGUGCAAUGCAGACAUUAUCUAACUGUGUAUGGUAACCUUGCAUCACGGAACUAUUAGUGAACGAGGUAAAAAUAAUAAAGGUACAGCCAGUGCAUC